AUGGGCGAUUGGCUAUCCGAAAUGACCAUGACCGUACAUGGUAGCGGCAAAGUAAAGCAGAAGCCUACGAAGAGCACCAAUGGCACGACGAGCCUCGAAGACCGGAAGAAGAACGCCAUGUACGCCGAUACCUUCAUCCAAUGCCUCGAGCCAGCGAUACCAAAUCUAGUCAAGAACAAGACGAAGCUCGCGGUGAAUGCUGGUGCUUCAGAUACUGAACUUCUCGCUGAAGUUGUAGUCGAUAUGUUGGAAAAAGCGGGUGCUGGUCACCUCAAAGUGGCAUGGAUAGAAGGAGACGAUGUGACUGGGCAGGUCAACAGUCUUAUCAAAAAGGGAGAGAAGUUCGAAAGCUUAAUGCAUGGCAAGAAGCUGGAGGAAUGGGGAAUGGAGCCAAUCUGUGCACAGGCGUAUUUGGGUGGACUUUGCAUUGCGGAAGCUUUCCGACAGGGUGCUGAUAUCGUGCUUGGUGGAAGGCUCGCAGAUGCUGCGCCAGUCAUUGGUGCUGCGGC
Molecule: messenger RNA, 509 nt
Organism: Alternaria incomplexa
Lineage: Eukaryota; Fungi; Ascomycota; Dothideomycetes; Pleosporales; Pleosporaceae
Exons: 2
Source: RefSeq, a predicted model, not a curated record